This is a messenger RNA of Fundulus heteroclitus (mummichog), 1901 nucleotides long. Its product is annotated as Down syndrome cell adhesion molecule-like protein 1. NCBI's taxonomy places the organism in Eukaryota, Metazoa, Chordata, Actinopteri, Cyprinodontiformes, Fundulidae. Bases 20 to 1600 code for a protein of 526 amino acids. Gene Ontology annotation, molecular function: protein binding. The transcript has 12 exons. The record is from RefSeq and is a predicted model, not a curated record.
UCCACAUCAGAAGAAUAAGAUGAAUCAUUUGGGAAGCAGAUAUUCUGCUUUGUAUUGCUUUCUCCACCUUUGUCUGCUCAGGGGUUGUGCAUCCCUAUACGUAACAGCGAAAGUGGGAACAGCCGUUUCUCUACCAUGCACCUAUGCUGCGUGGAAAUAUGGCCGGCUGCCAUUCUGCUGGGCCAGAGAAUCUACAUCCGCCUUCGGCUGUAACAAUCAGGUGAUACAGUCAGACGGGACCAAUGUACUCAGCAGGCUGUCAUGGCGUUACUCUCUUGCAGGUAAUCUUGCUACAGGAGACGCCUCGCUCAGAAUCAGCCAGGUUCAGGAGAGUGACUCGGGUAAAUAUAUCUGUCGAGUGGAAAUACCCGGCUGGUUCAACGAUCAGAAAACCGAGAAUACUCUCUAUGUCUUUCCAGGAGAGCCCUCUCAGCCACAGGUAUAUCUAAGAGAGCUGAAGCAAAGAGCUGUCACAGUUAGCUGGAGUCCUCCAUUUAAUGGUGGCAGAGUCAUUACAGCCUACCUGAUUGAUAUUAAAAGCAGAGACGCUUCAUGGAAUACAGCUGUAAGAAGUCAGGUUGUACAGACUGUGGCGACUUUGGUUGAUUUGCGUCCUGCGGCGACCUACGAACUGCGCUUGUUUGCUGUCAACAGUGUGGGGACGAGUGCCGCGAGCAAUGUCCUGACCGUUACGACACAUGAAGCAGCACCGGAGGGCCCCCCAAUCAAUGUGAAGCUCCAGGCCCUCAGUUCUGACAGCAUUAAAGUUACUUGGAAGCCUCCGAGUGUUGAACUCAGAAACGGCGUUCUGCGCAGUUAUAUAGUCAGCUACAGAGAGUAUGACCCUGAAACCCGGCAAUUUCAAAACUGGCAGCAACUUAGCGUGAUCGCCACAAGUGAAGAGGAGAGCGCCGUUCUGACCAACCUGAAGCCUUCAACCCAGUACAAUGUUCACGUUCAGGCUAAAACAAAUGCAGGACUAGGACCAGUUUCAACCGCGCUUUUCUGCACCACUCUGGAUGAAGUUAAAGAAACAACAGCGGCCACUACUCUGUUGUCUACUGCUGCUGCAUCCACAAAGCUGAUGCAGUAUACAAGUCUUACUACUCUGCCUCCAGAUCCACCUGUAAUUGUGUUAAAGGAGGUGACAGACAACACGAUUUCACUUUCCUGGACUCCUGGCUUUGAAGGUGACAGCCCCAUUACUGGUUUUUACCUGGAGUAUAAAGCAGCAAAUGCUUCAUGGGAUUACACAAAGACUGUCAUAGAGUUCAGCUCCAAUGAGACAGAGGCCACAAUAAUAGAGAUGUAUCCUUCGACAUACAACAUCCGCAUGUUCGCUACAAACAGUGUGGGCACCAGUAAACCCAGCAACGUUCUCAACAUCACCAUCGAAGAAACAGGUCAGCAAAACAGCAGUUCCACCAUGUCAACUAUUACUGAGGUUUCUAUGUUUGCCGAGAACAGAGGUGGUGUUUAUACAACUGGCAUCAUUGUGCUGGUUGUGCUGGUGGUAUUGAUUGGUGCCAUUGUGACCGGUUGGCAACUUCGACGUUGCUCAGUUUAUGACAAAGGAUCUAAGCCAUUACAGGAGCUGUGAAACUCACUCCACAUUCAACUUUCUGAAACUCUUAACUCAUAUUGCCAAUUCUAUUUAAUAUGCAACAAUGUUUUAUUUUUAUUUUGUUCUGUUAAUGUACUAAAUGUGCUAAUUUGUCAUAUUCACAUGUAUUUGAGUCAAACUAACCACAGGAUAGGAUUUGGAUGUUAGAAGUGCUUUCCUGAGGUUCAGAUGUUCUGGAGGAGGUUAGAAAUGCAUCACAUUGCACCAAUAUUUCAUGUUUUCUGUACAAAUAUGUAUUUGUGAUACACUGACAAAAUCAAAAUGAAACAUUUUUGCU